AGGAAAAAAAUCCUGCGUCGUGUCUGUGGAUGACACCCGAAUCUGCCCCUGAGGUAGGCUCGGCCGAACCUACCUUACGGCAAAAUCGGAUGUCAUCCGCGGGAUGAAACGAAGCAGGAAUCAGCCCUAAAUUGUGAUUCGUGAUCUCCCUAUCGUCACCUCACCCACCCUCAAUCGUUCCCUUUCCCCAGACGCCCCGCUCUUCCGCUCCCCCUCGCCCUGUUUCCCCCGUUCUGUCUCAUCCAAGUUCUCCUGUCUCAACGGCUGGCGGGCCAAGCGGGGUGGGCGAAGCGGGAAGUGCGGGAUAGGCGCGUUGACGGUCAGGCCUAGUCGCGAGGGCAGUCCGAGCUAGGCACAAGGACGAUCACGGGCUUGGCGCGAUGAGUUGCGUGUUGUUGCAGGAGCUGUGAACAGUUGCUUUGUUGCGAGAUUGGUGGCGAACGCCAACUGUUUGCCCUGCUCCAAAUCCGGCGAAUCAGCGGCGCCACAUCUUUGUCAUUUCCGCGGGUGGCGAGAGUGCCGUCACCUCUCAUAAGCUUGAAGUCCAAACAUCCAAAACUGAGCUUCCAUGCGGAACGAGACACUCUUGGCGGCCAAGGAGCGACCCCAUGCCUUACCAGGGAUGCGAGUCGCAGAGGCCGCAUCAUCCACUCUCACUCACUCCGCGAGUCCCGCCACUCAUUCUGCACCGCCUUGCCGCCCACCACCCACUGCUCUGCGCAGACUUCCGCCAACUCAGCCGCCCCUUUCCGCGCGAUCGUUCUCCCCCUUGACCAUGGCCCACGCUCUCUCCCGCCGCGCGCUUUCCCCCGCGCUGCCUUGGCUCGCUCUAGCGGCGGUGCUGAUGCUGCCGGGGACGGCGGGGGUGGCAACUUGGGGGGGGGCAGCGCCAGGUCGGGGGAGGUUAGAGGGCGGAGGGGGGGACUUGGUGAGCAGCGGGGGGCCACGGGGAAGGAUUGCUGGGGAAGAGGCGGUGAGGGCAGAAGGGAGGGUGGGGGUGAGGCAGCAAUGGAUGAGACGGAGGGUGAGAGCGGGUGAAGGGGAGAGAGGGGAGAGAAGCGAGCAGCAGGGCUCUAAUGAUGGCAUGGACCUCCAUAGCACUGUUGCUGCUGCCCCUCCUGCUGCUGCUGCUGCUGCUGCUGCAGAUGAGGGAGCAGUUGCUGCUGACGGUGGCAGUGGCGGCGGCAGCGUGUGUGAGGGACUGAGCAGUAUGCAGCUGCAGGUGGGGACGGCAACACUGGCCAGCGCCUGCGGGUCCUCUCGUCCCUUCCAUCAGGUUCUAGCCGCGGGUGCUGCGGCGGUUGUGGCAGCACCAUCACAACCACCAACCCUGCCCGCUGAGUGCAGGGACAGCAGCGCCAAGACAGCAGUGGUGGUGACGACAUUCCUCUAUGACCAAGUGACCAUCCCCAUCAACCCAGGGGUGCAAGUCUUGCAGCACCCUUAUGAGGUCAUUCUGACCAACUCGUGUCAGCAGCGGGCCAUCUCUCGCCUGAGCAUCAACAUCGUUACUAUUGCGAGAUUUCGCUCCUUCAUCCUCAUUCCCCGCGUGCAGUUCUCUGGAUUUGGCAAAGAGAACAGUGGCCACGAGCUCACUUAUCAGUUCAGGGUUCUCCCUCCUCUGGACGCACCCGACAACUCUGUGAUAAUCCCUCCAGGUGCCACCUUCAAGUUCAACACCACUGCAGCACCCCAGUCCCCGUACAAUAUCACUGUUAUUGUGGCUGCCUUCGCUCCGUAACUCCUUAUACGCCGUUGUUGUAGCUGGCUGGCAGAUUGCUUCUGUUGUUGCUGUCAGUUAUCUGGUACCAUAUCUGACACUUGGAGGAUUCUCUUUGUCCCAGUCCAGCGUGUAGAGUCAGAAAAACAUCCUGACGUAUUCUCAUCGAAGCUCUUGGCAAAAAAUGUUCAACAAGCCU
Closterium sp. NIES-67 is the source of this 1919-nucleotide messenger RNA. Lineage: Eukaryota; Viridiplantae; Streptophyta; Zygnematophyceae; Desmidiales; Closteriaceae. The record is from the annotation of a GenBank genome assembly.